GAAGGGUGCGCCCAGAACAUGCUGGAGACCGCAAAAAUGAAAUUAACUCAUUUGUGAGUUGCGAAGUCGCUAUUUAAGUUGUUAUAUACGUCGCUUUUGUUGUCCCUUUUGUUAUCCCUUUUGUUGUCAUGUUGCCACUAACCGCUACUGCUGCGCCGUAGCACGACGAAACGACGAACAAAACAUGCGGCAAAAAUUUGCCAGCGAAAAGGAAAAAAAAAAAAAAAAAACAUUUUGCAAACCACAGUUUGUAGUUGCGAUCAACGAAGGGGAGUCAUCAAAUCAGGCAUCCGCCAUUCGUUAAAAAGAAAAAAAAAAAGAAACGCAAUAACAACACGACGGAGGUUAACCCAACUGUGGUGAGAGAAGCAUAACCUGGGGAAAAGAAUGCGAACGUGCUACAAACGAAAGCCGGUGUAGUUGUGCCCCCUGCUGAAAAAUUGAAGGGCAAGCGGUUGACUUCCCCUUUUAGCAUUAAAUCGCGCGUAGGCUCCGCCGACAAUCUGCCGAAAAUCUGCGUACCCCCGCAAAGGUAUCACCACCCGUAAUGCCAACCAACAUGGGAGACGCAGCGGGGAAGGCGAACUGCCAAAUCGAGCCGGAGAGAAAAGAAGCAGUGAUAGAUACAUCCAACUGGCCACUCCUGCUAAGGAACUAUGACAAACUGAACGUCCGAAGUUCCCACUUCACGCCCCUGCCAAUGGGAAACUCCCCCUACUCGCGCAAUUUAGAAGAGUACCUAAAAUAUGGGAUCAUCAAUUUGGAUAAACCCAGUAACCCCUCCUCCCAUGAAGUCGUUUCUUGGAUAAGGAAAAUCCUAAGGUGUGAAAAAACAGGACACAGUGGUACCUUAGACCCCAAGGUGACGGGUGUAUUACUCGUAUGUUUAAAUAGAGCAACCCGGUUGGUAAAAUCACAGCAGGAAUCUGGAAAGGAAUACGUAUGUGUAUGUAAAUUUCAUUCUAAGCCCAAAAGUCUUGAAGAAGUAAAGCUAGUACUAAAUAAUUUCCAUGGGGCUAUUUUCCAAAGGCCCCCAUUAAUAUGUGCUGUCAAAAGGCAAUUAAGAGUGCGAACGAUUUAUGAUUCGAAACUGUUAGAUUAUGAUGAUACUAAUAACGUCUGUGUAUUUUGGGUAAAGUGUCAAGCAGGAACUUACAUAAGGACGUUGUGUGAGCAUAUAGGGUUGCUCCUAGGAGUAGGGGCACACAUGCAAGAAUUGAGGAGAGUAAAAUCUGGAAAUAUGACAGAGUAUGAUAAUAUGUGUACGCUACAUGACAUUUUGGAUGCCCAACAUGUGUAUGAUACUACUGGGGAUGAAACUUACCUGAGGAGAAUUAUCACCCCGUUGGAGAAGCUUCUUAUAAACUUCCCCAGGAUAGUUAUAAAGGACAGUGCCGUGAAUGCCAUCUGCUACGGAGCUAAAUUGACCAUCCCUGGGGUUUUACGAUUCGACAAUAAUAUUGAUAUGUACGCCGAAAUUGUUUUAAUGACGACGAAAGGUGAAGCAGUUGCCUUGGCCAUUGCCCAAAUGACUGCAAGUGUCAUCGCCACUGUCGACCAUGGUGUUGUUGCUCUCACCAAGAGGGUUAUUAUGGAUAGAGAUACCUACGAUGUGAAGUGGGGGUUUGGUACCAGAUCUAUGGAAAAAAAAAAAUUAAUUCUUGCCGGUCUGCUUGAUAAGCAUGGAAAGCCAAAUGAAAAAACACCACUCAGUUGGAUCAAAAGUGAAGGUUACGUUCCCAAACUGGUUGGCGAUACGGCCAUUUAUACGCUCAACGCGGAUGGCAGUAACAAUGAGGUGCAAGAAAAUGCCAAGAAUGUGGGGGGUGAUAAUAAUAACCCUGUGGGGGGAACCUCCUCUUUCAAUGUAAGCGAUGGUGAAAGUAAAAAAAAAAAGGAUGGUGAGGGGGCGGAAGAAAAUGACAACAACGCAGGUGAGCAGUCCGACUCGGGGGUGGUCAAAAAGAAGAGGAAAAAAAAUUAAGUCCACUUCACUGACGAGUAAUAUAUGGAACUUUCUCGAGGGGCACACAUAUAUGCUUGCGUCUUCAGAGGCGCAACCCGAUUUUACGCCUUCCCAAGGGGGGGAACCCAUUUUUCAGUAGUGCCGCCGCGGGGAUC
Molecule: messenger RNA, 2121 nt
Organism: Plasmodium vivax (malaria parasite P. vivax)
Lineage: Eukaryota; Apicomplexa; Aconoidasida; Haemosporida; Plasmodiidae
Product: tRNA pseudouridine synthase, putative
Exons: 1
Coding region: 548-1984 (478 amino acids)
Biological process (GO): box H/ACA sno(s)RNA 3'-end processing; rRNA pseudouridine synthesis; mRNA pseudouridine synthesis
Cellular component (GO): box H/ACA snoRNP complex
Molecular function (GO): pseudouridine synthase activity; RNA binding
Source: RefSeq, a predicted model, not a curated record